Trichosporon asahii var. asahii CBS 2479 is the source of this 1029-nucleotide messenger RNA. RefSeq names its product bud site selection-related protein. The coding region runs from base 1 to 1029 and encodes 342 amino acids. Lineage: Eukaryota; Fungi; Basidiomycota; Tremellomycetes; Trichosporonales; Trichosporonaceae. The record is from RefSeq and is a predicted model, not a curated record. Gene Ontology annotation, cellular component: cytosol. Gene Ontology annotation, biological process: pyridoxal 5'-phosphate salvage. Gene Ontology annotation, molecular function: pyridoxal kinase activity. The transcript is spliced from 4 exons.
AUGCCUGGAGCAGACCCCACACGUUUGCUGUCCGUGCAAUCUCAUGUCGUGUCCGGCUACGUCGCGACGUUCCCUCUACAGUUACUCGGCUACGAUGUCGAUGUAAUCAACACCGUGCAGUUCUCCAAUCACACCGGGUACGGCCACACGAACGGCUACAAGGUCACCGCAACGCAAUUAGAUGCCAUCUUUGAAGGACUCUGGACGAAUGGUCUGGUCAACUACGCUCGCCUGCUUACGGGCUACAUACCCGGGGCCGAGGCGCUUGCAGCUGUGAGCGCACAAGUACAGAGGAUGAAGAAGGAGCGAGGAGAUCUGAUCUAUCUACUGGACCUUCGAGGCGCAAUAUCCUCGCUGGAGUCACUCCAUGAAGCUCUUCAGACACUCCACUUGCGAGACGGCGUGCCGCACGUCGUUAUUUCUUCGGUACCUUUGCCUGGCGGCCUCGUUACUUCUAUGGGUGUUCCUCCGCCCCCCAAGUCGUACACAAGACUCUUGCCUGAAACACAACCGCCUUGGUAUGAUGCGGUCGAUACCGCGUCUCCUGAUGAGGAUGUCCUGGUCUGUUUCGCGAGCUCGUGUGUUGGCGGCCGCAUCGAAACGUACGCAUUUGCCCUCCCUACCAUCCGCGGUUACUUCUCAGGUGUUGGGGAUCUUUUCUCAGCUCUUACGUUGGGGCAUUACAAGAACCCAGAGGAUGCUUCCAGACCAACGCCUCUGGUUCAUGCAGUCUCCAAAGCACUCCUCGGCGUUCAACAGGUUCUUCUCAAAACGCACCUGUACUCUCUAUCCGUGUCGGCUUCCGCCUCUACGACCCCGAGGCCGUUGAAAGAUCAUGGUUACGAAUCCGUCAUCCCUUCCGAUACGGAGCUGGACAACGCCGUGCCGUUGAAUCCUGCGGAUCCCAAGCGGAAAGCGAAACGCAUGCGUAUCCGGGAAAUGCGAGUAGUACCGGAAAGGCGCUUGUUACUCGAUGGCGGAGAAGGCUGGCCAUGUACCAAGGUUGAUUGGGAGCUGAUACGACGAUGA